AUGCCUGUGUUGUAUAGAUUAGCCCUGGCCACUGUACUAGCCUUCUCCCUCGUCCCUCAGUUCGUGGCAGCUCAGUCUACGUGCGAGCCGUAUGACGACCACUGGCACUGCCCACCAGGCGUCAGUCCUCCCAUCACGCCGCCUCCCCAGCCGCCCAGCGCUACAAGUCUUUGUGCCAGCACCACCGGCUAUGUGGGCAUCGCCACCACCGUGACCGACUAUGACGCCUUUACGCGCUCGCUAAACUCUGUUCACCGCACCACCGGCGCCCCGUCGCUCUCGGGAACCCGCGUGCCGGUCUAUACCACCACCCGAACCUUCCCCAGCCUCGGGCUGAUCACCGCGUAUGGGUACUAUGACUCUCACGCGCUGAGCUCGGCUGGCUUCUCGUUCGUCUCGGGCCUCACCGUCGUCACAACGGCCUGCAGUCCCAACACGCCGACGCUGCCUCCUAGCCCUACUGGGAGCAUCUGCAGCCCGCAUGGAGAUCACUGUUCGAAUCCUGCUCCCUCCACCUCCUCCCCGCUUACCCGUGGCAAGGAUAACCCGGCUGGCUAUCGACAACAACCACCCGCCUGUGCCGUCGAGCCCACACUUGUUGGGAACUUCGUCUCCAUGGCUACAAACGACCGACAGCUCCGCUGUUUGGACACAGGCCCCUCUCGAUGA
Molecule: messenger RNA, 669 nt
Organism: Pyricularia oryzae 70-15
Lineage: Eukaryota; Fungi; Ascomycota; Sordariomycetes; Magnaporthales; Pyriculariaceae
Exons: 2
Coding region: 1-669 (222 amino acids)
Source: RefSeq, a predicted model, not a curated record